This is a messenger RNA of Colletotrichum truncatum, 1683 nucleotides long. RefSeq names its product nadh-cytochrome b5. The record is from RefSeq and is a predicted model, not a curated record. Lineage: Eukaryota; Fungi; Ascomycota; Sordariomycetes; Glomerellales; Glomerellaceae. Gene Ontology annotation, cellular component: mitochondrion. Gene Ontology annotation, molecular function: heme binding; sulfite oxidase activity; molybdopterin cofactor binding. Gene Ontology annotation, biological process: sulfur compound metabolic process.
AUGAAGACGACAAAUCGUCCCGAUGAGUGGAAGAUCGAGCAGGGUCUGUCUGGGGCAGCCCUGCCGGUCCUUGAUAUGACGGGGCCAGAGACCAAGGCCCUACCCAUACAGAUCUUUGGAAAACUUACGGAAGACGAGGAGGCCAUUAAAAGCGUCGGUGACCGUGAUAAGCUCUUCACAGAAGAGCGGGAUGGCUGGGUCGGAUUUGUUGAGUGGGAAAACUACCCCGAGAAGAAGGCAGCAGCUCACAAGAUCUUGACUUCUCAAACCUUUCCGCCUAAUCCAGAAUUUCAACUCGGCCCCAUCCCUGCUACCAAUCCCGUUCUUCCUGGUACACGAUGGAAAAUGUGGCACCACGCAGUUGGCGGUGCGCUCACUCGGAUCCCCGAUGAUUCUUGGGAUAUUGUUCUGAAAGAAAAGCACCCUGAUAUGCUUCAUCUUCUUCAAUUUCCCUAUAACGGAGAGCCCCCGAAGCGCCUGGUAACCGCCAAGGAGAUCACGCCAAACCCACUUCAUUUUGUGAGAAACCACGGCGGCAUUCCCAUCAUCGAUAAGGACAAGUACAGCUUUCUUCUCGAUGGAUUGGUUGCAAACCCCCAGUCAUUUACACUGGACGACCUUAUGGACGAGUCCAGAUUCCCACGGAUGGAAAAGACCGUCACUAUGCAGUGUUCUGGAACCCGCCGCAUUGAACAAAUUCUCAAAUACGCUGGCCAAGGUGACGAAGUGCCCCAGGCACCUUGGGCCGAAGGCGCCAUUGGCACGGCACGAUAUGUUGGCAUCAGCCUCAAGAAGGUAAUCAAAGCCUGCGGUGGGUUGAUUGGAGGCGCCAAGCACCUCGAGUUCUACGGUGCCGACACCUAUUUCAAAGACGACAAGACGAUGAACUACUUGGUCAGCGUGCCCUGGUCAAAGGUCAAGGCAAACGAGGUGAUGCUGGCCUGGGAGAUGAACGGAGAGGUCCUCCCUCGAAUCCACGGCUACCCUCUACGCAUCGUCGUGUUCGGUUACAUCGGUGCCAGAAGCGUCAAAUGGUUGUAUCGCAUCAAAGCCAUUGAGAACCCUACUCGAGCACCGGUUCAGAGCCAGGAAUACCUCUACUUCCCUCAGCAGGUUGGCAAGCAUAACCUGAAGCUGACGGACGGUAUUCAAAUUCAAGAGAUGCCAGUCAGCUCGGCGAUAAUGUCGCCAUGGACUAAGCAAGUCGUUAUCCACAAUGGCAAAAUUCGCUGCAAGGGCUGGGCUUACUCGGGUGGUGGUCGUUGGCCUGAACGCGUAGAAUUGUCCGCCGACGGCGGUUUCAACUGGUACGCUGUGCCCGUUGAGAACCUUUCCAAAAAGAGAAAAUGGACUUGGCGAACAUGGGAAUACGACCUUCCUUGUGACGCUGAAGGCUGGGUUGAGAUCGUCUGCCGCUGCUGGGACAAUUCUCUCAACACCCAGCCCCCAGAUGUUCGCACUGCAUGGAACUGGGGCCUGCAUGUCACUAGCUCUUGCCAUCGCAUAUCAGUCUACAGUGUGAACUCAACGAGGGAGAAGACAAAGGCUCGUCUUCAGGAGUUUGAGGAUAAGGGUAUCCCCUUCGGCCCAAUUACCGUGCCUCUUCCGUUCCCAGCGCAGUCCUGGGAUGAGUAUGAGAAAUACUGGAAGAGCCACGACCCGCGUGAUGCGGAUGAUGAAUGA